Messenger RNA from Closterium sp. Naga37s-1, 1029 nucleotides. The record is from the annotation of a GenBank genome assembly. Lineage: Eukaryota; Viridiplantae; Streptophyta; Zygnematophyceae; Desmidiales; Closteriaceae.
AUGCGACCUACAAACAGGCGGAGGUGCAUGGGCAGGGGGGAUCGCGUGGGCAGGCGAAAGCACCUGGCUCACCUCCGCCUCGCUUACCUCCGCCUCUCUCACGCUCCGCCUCGCUCACCUCCGCCUCUCUCACGCUCCGCCUCUCUCAUCCUCCGCCUCUCUCACCCUCCGCCUCUCUCACCCUCCGCUUCUCUCACCCUCCGCCUCGCUCACCCUCCGCCUCUCUCACCCUCCGCUUCUCUCACCUUCCGCUUCUCUCAUCCGCCGCCUCUCUCAUCCUCCGCCUCUCUCACCCUCCGCCUCUCUCACGCUCCGCCUCUCUCACCCUCCGCCUCUCUCACCUCCGCCGCCUCUCUCAUCCUCCGCCUCUCUCAUCCUCCGCCUCUCUCACCUCCGCCUCUCUCACCUUCGCCGCCCAACGUAAUUCCUCCGCCUCUCUCACCCUCCGCCUCUCUCACCCUCCGCCUCUCUCACCCUCCGCUUCUCUCACCCUCCGCUUCUCUCACCCUCCGCCUCUCUCAUCCUCCGCCUCUCUCAUCCUCCGCCUCUCUCACCCUCCGCCUCUCUCACCCUCCACCUCUCUCAUCCUCCGCCUCUCUCAUCCUCCGCCUCUCUCACCCUCCACCUCUCUCAUCCUCCGCCUCUCUCAUCCUCCGCCUCUCUCACCCUCCACCUCUCUCAUCCUCCGCCUCUCUCAUCCUCCGCCUCUCUCACGCUCUGCCUCUCUCAUCCUCCGCCUCUCUCAUCCGCCGCCUCUCUCAUCCUCCGCCUCUCUCACCCUCCGCCUCUCUCAUCCUCCGCCUCUCUCACCCUCCGCCUCUCUCACCCUCCGCUUCUCUCACCUCCGCCUCGACAGGUGCCUUUCCCCGCUCUCUCCCAUCUUACAACCACUCUUCAUCUUCCCCCCCCUUCCGCCCUUCCUCUGUGUCCCCCUUGCUCAUUUUCUCCCUCCGUGCAUUCUUUGUUCCCUACCGCCGUUGCCCUUCCAUUGUCAUUGUUUUGUAUCCUUUCCCGCUGCUUCAACUUUGA